ACUAUGGCUUCUUUUUUUUCUUUUUAACAUCCCUGCUUACGUUUGCUUGGCAUCGCUUAAUUUCCGCAUUCCCAAAUCCUCCCAGACUGGGAUCACGUUUAAAGUCGGUCUGAUGCAACGAUUCCCACUUUUUAAAAUCUACUCUCGACCCUCGGCCGACCAGAAGAGAGGACAUUUGUUGCAGCAGGGAUCAAAGUCAGCUGUGGUCAAGGCUGAGCCUGACGCAAUGCCAGGACAAAUCCCAGAUCCCUCCGUGACAGCGGGCUCCCUGCCCAGCCUGGGGCCGCUUGCUGGGAUCUCUGCCACCACGCUGACGGACAAGCUGAGGUUUGGCGAUCUCCAUGACAUCGGAACAAUGUUGUCACCCCUGCUUUUCCUGGACACUCAGGGAAAGAGACCAGUAGUCAUCAAAACUGAGAGAGAUGAAGAGGAAGAGAGGAGGAAACGAAGGCGAGAGAAAAACAAAGUGGCUGCAGCUCGAUGUCGAAACAAAAAGAAAGAGAGGACAGAUUACCUACAAAAGGAGUCAGAAAGAUUAGAGGUGUUAAACUCUGACCUUAAAGCCCAGAUCGAGGAGCUGAAGCUGGAACGCCAGCAGCUCAUCCUCAUGCUUAACCGCCACCGCCCCACAUGCAUCGUCAGGACGGACAGCGUCAAAACCCCAGAGAGCGAAGUUAACCCCCUGCUGCAGCAGCUUCAGACCAAGUGAACAAACAGGGACUUUCCUUUUUGUUUACAGUUGAGAAGAAGCAGCCAGCUAACAGCACUUCGUUUAAGCUCCUUCUCAGAAACAUACGAGCAAUGCACCACAAAGAGCUGAGCAGCUGGGACAGUUUCAGCGGAUCAGUUAAAUUUAAGAC
Cyprinodon tularosa is the source of this 860-nucleotide messenger RNA. It is a transcript of the gene jdp2a, whose product is annotated as Jun dimerization protein 2a. NCBI's taxonomy places the organism in Eukaryota, Metazoa, Chordata, Actinopteri, Cyprinodontiformes, Cyprinodontidae. Gene Ontology annotation, molecular function: RNA polymerase II cis-regulatory region sequence-specific DNA binding; DNA-binding transcription factor activity, RNA polymerase II-specific. Gene Ontology annotation, cellular component: nucleus. The transcript is spliced from 4 exons. The record is from RefSeq and is a predicted model, not a curated record. Bases 113 to 709 code for a protein of 198 amino acids. Gene Ontology annotation, biological process: regulation of transcription by RNA polymerase II.